This is a messenger RNA of Didymodactylos carnosus, 339 nucleotides long. NCBI's taxonomy places the organism in Eukaryota, Metazoa, Rotifera, Eurotatoria, Philodinida, Philodinidae. The record is from the annotation of a GenBank genome assembly.
AUGAUUGAUACAGGUGCCAACCGAACUUUUAUUUCAUUACAAGCCUUACCUACUUCACAUAAUCGACAAUUCAUUAAUAAAAAACAAAAAAGUGCUUCCUUAGCUGAUGGACAUACAUCCAUUUCUAUUUUAGGCACUUUAGAUUUACAUAUUAUUAUAGGUGAUAUGUCAACUACGAUUAAAGCAUAUGUGGUGAAAGAUUUAUGUGCUGAAUGUAUAUUAGGAAUGGAUUUUAUUAGUAAAUAUAAAGUUAUAAUUAAUGCCGAUGCACGUGUGGUAUCAAUAUAUGAUGAUGAAAAACGUAUAACAUUAGAAUUUGAUGUUAACCAGGAAGAAAUU